Molecule: messenger RNA, 3372 nt
Organism: Zalophus californianus (California sea lion)
Lineage: Eukaryota; Metazoa; Chordata; Mammalia; Carnivora; Otariidae
Gene: CAPN7
Product: calpain 7
Exons: 21
Coding region: 249-2690 (813 amino acids)
Biological process (GO): proteolysis
Molecular function (GO): calcium-dependent cysteine-type endopeptidase activity
Source: RefSeq, a predicted model, not a curated record
GGAAAUGCGGUUGCCGGGAUGUGGGGUAGCCACUCAGGCCGGGAGCUGGAGCCGCGCUUAGGAGGCGCGGCGUUGCAGCGGGCCCUGGCCGGGAAGGCCGACUACCUUCCCUCAGCCAUCGAAAAUAAACUUUGCUGCUCUUUUCGGGGCGUUCUGGGGUCCGCCUCCCGGCGGUGCCGCUGUCGGCGAAGAGCUUUUGUGCGUCAGGGCUUCCCUCCUUCCCUCCGCCUGUGCGGGGCCUCGGCGCCAUGGACGCCACGGCGCUGGAGCGGGACGCCGUGCAGUUCGCCCGGCUGGCGGUGCAGCGCGACCAAGAAGGUCGCUAUUCCGAGGCGGUGUUUUACUACAAGGAAGCUGCACAAGCCUUAAUUUAUGCUGAGAUGGCAGGAUCAGGCCUAGAACAUAUUCAAGAAAAAAUAAAUGAGUAUCUGGAAAGAGUUCAGGCUUUGCAUUCAGCAGUUCAGUCAAAGAGUGCUGAUCCUUUGAAAUCAAAACAUCAGUUGGACUUAGAACGUGCUCAUUUCCUUGUUACUCAAGCUUUUGAUGAAGAUGAAAAAGGGAAUGUUGAAGAUGCUAUAGAAUUGUAUACUGAAGCCGUAGAUCUCUGUCUGAAAACUUCUUAUGAAACCGCUGAUAAAACUCUGCAAAAUAAACUGAAACAGUUGGCUCGACAGGCACUAGAUAGAGCAGAAGCAUUGAGUGAGCCUUUAACAAAACCAUUAUGCAAAAUCAAGUCAACAAAUAACAAACCAAAGCCACCUCCGACGAGAGCACAUUUCCCACUAGGGACUAGUCCUUUCCUUGAAAGACCUCAACCCUUUAUAAGUCCACAGUCGUGUGAUGCACAAGGACAGAGAUAUACAGCAGAAGAAAUAGAAGUUCUCAGGACAACAUCAAAAAUAAAUGGUAUAGAAUAUGUUCCUUUCAUGAGUAUUGAUCUGAGGGAACGUUUUGCCUAUCCAAUGCCUUUCUGUGAUAGAUGGGGCAAGCUACCAUUAUCACCUAAACAAAAAACUACAUUUUCCAAAUGGGUACGACCAGAAGACCUCACCAACAAUCCUACAAUGAUUUAUACUGUGUCCAGUUUUAGCAUAAAGCAGACAAUAGUAUCAGAUUGUUCCUUUGUGGCAUCACUGGCUAUCAGUGCAGCUUAUGAAAGACGAUUUAAUAAGAAGUUGAUUACCAGCAUAAUUUACCCUCAGAAUAAGGAUGGUGAGCCAGAAUACAAUCCAUGUGGAAAGUAUAUGGUAAAACUUCACCUCAAUGGUGUCCCAAGAAAGGUGAUAAUUGAUGAUCAAUUACCUGUUGAUCAUAAGGGAGAAUUGCUCUGUUCUUACUCUAACAACAAAAGUGAAUUAUGGGUUUCUCUCAUAGAAAAAGCAUAUAUGAAGGUCAUGGGAGGAUAUGAUUUCCCAGGAUCCAAUUCGAAUAUUGAUCUUCAUGCACUGACUGGGUGGAUACCAGAAAGGAUAGCUAUGCAUUCAGAUAGCCAAACUUUCAGUAAGGAUAAUUCUUUCAGAAUGCUUUAUCAAAGGUUUCACAAAGGGGAUGUCCUCAUCACUGCAUCAACUGGAAUGAUGACUGAAGCUGAAGGAGAGAAGUGGGGUCUGGUUCCCACACAUGCAUAUGCUGUUUUGGAUAUUAGAGAGUUUAAGGGGCUGCGAUUUAUCCAACUGAAAAAUCCUUGGAGUCAUUUACGUUGGAAAGGAAGAUACAGUGAAAAUGAUGUAAAAAACUGGACCCCGGAGUUACAAAAAUAUUUAAACUUUGAUCCUCGAACAGCUCAGAAAAUAGACAAUGGAAUAUUUUGGAUUUCAUGGGAUGAUCUCUGUCAGUAUUAUGAUGUGAUUUAUUUGAGUUGGAAUCCAGGUCUUUUUAAAGAAUCAACAUGUAUUCACAGUACUUGGGAUGCUAAGCAAGGACCUGUGAAAGAUGCCUAUAGCCUGGCCAACAACCCCCAGUACAAACUGGAGGUGCAGUGUCCACAAGGGGGCGCUGCAGUUUGGGUUUUGCUUAGUAGACACAUAACAGACAAGGAUGAUUUUGCAAAUAAUCGAGAAUUUAUCACAAUGGUUGUAUAUAAGACUGAUGGGAAAAAAGUUUAUUACCCAGGUGACCCGCCUCCAUACAUUGAUGGCAUUCGAAUUAACAGCCCUCAUUAUUUGACUAAGAUAAAGCUGACCACACCUGGGACCCAUACCUUUACAUUAGUGGUUUCUCAGUAUGAAAAACAGAAUACAAUCCAUUAUACUGUCCGGGUAUAUUCAGCCUGCAGCUUUACUUUUUCAAAGAUUCCUUCACCGUACACCUUAUCAAAACAGAUUAAUGGAAAGUGGAGUGGCCAGAGUGCUGGAGGAUGUGGAAAUUUCCAAGAAACUCACAAAAAUAACCCCAUCUACCAAUUCCAUAUAGAAAAGACCGGGCCAUUACUGAUAGAGCUAAGAGGACCAAGGCAAUAUAGUGUUGGAUUUGAGGUUGUAACAGUGUCCAUGGUGGGAGAUCCCGGUCCCCAUGGCUUUCAGAGGAAGUCUAGUGGUGACUAUAGGUGUGGGUUUUGCUACCUGGAAUUAGAAAAUAUACCUGCGGGGAUCUACAAUAUCAUUCCUAGUACUUUUUUGCCUAAACAAGAAGGACCUUUUUUCUUGGACUUCAAUAGUAUUAUCCCCCUCAAGACAACACAACUUCAGUGAUGCAGCUUUUCAGCAUUUACUGGAUUUUACCCUUACCAGACAUCAGCUCUUCGAAUGAGGACGGAAAUCCUCAGGACACUGAACAGAAUUAAAUCUCUAAAAAGGUUACUGUGGGAUCUGGUGCUCAAGUCAGAGUGUUUAGAAGUGUAUAUAGUCAGAAUUACCCUAAAUCACUCAAGUACUAUUUACACGGUUUUGUGUGUAUAAGGAGUUGGUGUGCGUUGAGGGGCCACAUCGUAUAAACAGAUUGUGGAGGAUUAAAGGCUAGGCUCAGUACGAAGCCUUUGCUAAAAGAGAAUAGAGACCAGAUAGGGGACAUGACUCAUCCACUCACUGGGUGGAACAGUAGGCUGGCAUAAUAUUCUGAAAUAUUUAUAUUUGUCUUUUGGCAGAGCAUGUUGUAAGUUAAACCUGCUUGUAUUGUGAUUCUACUGUACAUCUUGGGCAGCUAAUUACCAAAUGAAUCAUGUCACCAUAACAGAUUUUUAAUUGCGUUAUGAUUUUUAAUGUUUGUUGCCCAGAUGUUAUGAAAGAAUAAAGCUUUAAGAAAUAUUUUAACUUAGUUAACAAUGAAGGUUGUUGAACUUAGGUACCUGUCUCCCAUUAACUCAUGUAAAGAGAACUGAGAUAUAUUCACUAUUGCAAUUCUUAUUUAUCAGGCUCAAUGAAGGUAGUAAUCUGA